AUGUCGUUACGUUUUUUAAUAUUUAUUAUAUUAUUAUUCAAAGAAAUUACUUUUGCUGCUGAAAGUUGUACUUUUGUGGCAGGAAGAGUAUUAUGUCGGCAUAAUCAAACUCGUGUUAUAGGAACCAACGUUGAAUUAUGGGAUGAAGAUAGUGUUGGAUUUUUGAAAUUUUUUGAUCCAGAUGAUAGAGUUACAAUAUUUACAAUUCAAAAUGAAGAUGGGUUAUUUGAUAUAAGUGGUUGUGCAAGUGAUCAAAAUUGGUUUUAUAAUUUACCAAAUAGACCAGAAUUCUUUCUUAAAGUUAUGCAUAAAUGUAACUCUGAUAAACCAGAACUAUUGGUUAUUAAACCAAGUUUUCAAAUCUUUGUACCAGAAAUGUAUGAUUAUCACAUUGAACAUCCAAUAAUUUUAGACUAA
Molecule: messenger RNA, 417 nt
Organism: Strongyloides ratti
Lineage: Eukaryota; Metazoa; Nematoda; Chromadorea; Rhabditida; Strongyloididae
Product: Transthyretin-like family-containing protein
Exons: 2
Coding region: 1-417 (138 amino acids)
Cellular component (GO): cell surface
Source: RefSeq, a predicted model, not a curated record